Schistocerca cancellata (South American locust) is the source of this 1540-nucleotide messenger RNA. It is a transcript of the gene Mdh2, whose product is annotated as malate dehydrogenase, mitochondrial. Bases 83 to 1108 code for a protein of 341 amino acids. The transcript has 7 exons. NCBI's taxonomy places the organism in Eukaryota, Metazoa, Arthropoda, Insecta, Orthoptera, Acrididae. The record is from RefSeq and is a predicted model, not a curated record. Gene Ontology annotation, cellular component: cytoplasm; mitochondrion. Gene Ontology annotation, biological process: carboxylic acid metabolic process; tricarboxylic acid cycle. Gene Ontology annotation, molecular function: L-malate dehydrogenase (NAD+) activity.
UAGGCUUCACUCCCUUCUCCUUGCAAGGUCGUCGGCUGUACUAGUUGGGCGAGUGUAGAAUUACGUAGAAGUAAGAAAGAGAAUGUUUUCUCGCGUAGUGAGACCCCAGACCGUGUCAGUUUUGCAAAAUGGUGUUAGAAGUAUAUCCACAUCGUCGCAGAGACAUACUAAAGUGGCUGUCCUAGGAGCAAGUGGAGGAAUUGGCCAGCCUCUGUCAUUAUUAAUGAAACAGUCUCCUCUCGUAUCAGAAUUAUCUCUCUACGAUAUUGUAAACACUCCAGGAGUUGCAGCCGACCUAAGUCACAUUGAAACGCCAGCUAAAGUAAAGGGCUAUGAUGGUUCCAAUCAGCUGAAGGAUGCUCUGAAAGGUUGUGAGGUGGUGAUCAUCCCAGCUGGUGUACCAAGGAAACCCGGAAUGACAAGAGAUGACCUCUUCAACACAAAUGCAUCAAUUGUGAGAGACCUUGCCCAGGCAUGUGCUGAAGUGUGUCCAAAAGCUAUUAUUGGCAUCAUUUCAAACCCUGUAAACAGCACUGUACCUAUUGCUUCAGAAGUUCUACAAAAAGCGGGAGUCUACGAUCCCAACAGGGUGUUUGGAGUUUCAACUUUAGAUGUUGUACGAGCAAACACCUUUAUUGCAGAAGCCAAGGGUCUGGACCCGACAAAGGUGAAUAUCCCGGUGGUGGGAGGUCACUCUGGAGUCACUAUCAUUCCUCUUAUCUCUCAGGCAACUCCCAGUGUGGACUUCCCAAAGGAUAAACUCAAAGCUCUUACUGAAAGAAUACAGGAGGCUGGCACAGAAGUGGUGAAAGCAAAAGCUGGUGCUGGUUCAGCAACACUUUCAAUGGCAUAUGCAGGUGCUCGCUUUGCAUUUUCAGUGAUCAGAGCCCUCAAGGGAGAACAAAAUAUCGUUGAAUGUGCCUAUGUCCGAUCAAAUGUUACAGAGGCAAAAUACUUUGCAACACCUUUACUUCUUGGGCCUGGUGGUAUACAGAAGAACCUUGGUCUUGGGAAGCUGUCUGACUUCGAGAGUGAGCUGCUAAAGGCAGCAAUACCAGAACUAAAGAAGAACAUACAGAAGGGAGAAGAUUUUGUAAACAAGAAGUAAAUUACUACCUUGGGAACAAACCAUGAUGUAGAUUUGUAAAAGUGAUGUGAUACUAAUAUUGUUGCUGCUGUGUGGAAUGAUGUAUGUGAGGCUGUGUAUGUUGCCGGUGUAGAAGUGUUACACUGUUAACACUAAAAAAAGAAUAGAAACUGCCUAGUAUUAAAAUCGGUGCGAUUAGACUAAAAAGUUUAAAAUAUAUUGUUCAUAAAUUGUGUAGUUUUAUACACCAUUUAUUUCCUAAUUUAUGUGCUUCUUGUUAAAGAUCUAAAAUAUCUCCUCUGAUGUUUUUAUUUUUCAUUUUAUAGUAUUUUGCAAUGUGUUAAAACAUGCAUUUAUAGGCACCAGAGUGGAAAUGACACUGAAGGAAAUGCAGCUGUCUUGCCAAGUUUGUCAUGGUGUCAGUUUGUUACAAUAAAAUGAUAUUGAAGUGGG